Diplodia corticola is the source of this 2904-nucleotide messenger RNA. Its product is annotated as spindle pole body associated protein. The record is from RefSeq and is a predicted model, not a curated record. Lineage: Eukaryota; Fungi; Ascomycota; Dothideomycetes; Botryosphaeriales; Botryosphaeriaceae. Bases 1 to 2904 code for a protein of 967 amino acids. The transcript has a single exon.
AUGCCUACACCCACUAGAAGAGUCGCGCCCAAGGCCCCGUCGCCGCCCGUCCGCUCACCGACCGCCGACCGCGAGAUUGAGGAGACUUUUCUGCCACAAGAAGAAAGCGAAGACGACGAGGAAGACGAAAGAAGCGAUGAGGACUACCACGACGGCGACAACACGGCGUACAGCAUCGACUUCGAUGCGCUGAUGAGCGGCGGCGGCAGUGGCGGCCGACGCCGAGGCCGCCACGACAACGACGACGAUGACCUCACGCUUGACGACACGGAGCCGUUCGACACGCUGAGAAGCGAGGACGUAGACGGUCCGAGCGAUUUCACCCAGAAUAUGGAGUAUUGGAUGCGGUCGAGGUUUUCCCCGCCGCAAGCGCAACAACAGCAGCAGCAGCAGAACCAACGAGGGAAGAGAAUAGUCAGCGCUGCCGGUCCGACUCUAAGCCAAAAACUGGCGGCCCAGAUGGACCAGGAGGAUGUGGAAGACGAGAGGCCGACGGGGAACCACGAUACCUUACCGCCGACACGGACGCCGACUGCGAGCUUUGACACGCAACGAGACCACGUCAGCGAUUCGGAGGGGGAGGAGGGUGGCCAUGUAGGAAGAGAAGGUGAGGAGGACGGGGAGCACCGCGAAGAAGGCGAAGGCUCCUUUGAGUACGGGCAGAGCGAGCACGGAGAGGACACGCGCGAAAUCACGGCCGCGGCCAUGCGGGAUCUCAACGGCUAUGUCAUCUCGGACGAAGAUACCUUUCUACCGCCGCACAGCCAGGGAGGCUCGACGGUCGAGGAUAAGCAUAGCGGCGACGACAAUGGUGGCGAGGGCAGCCAAGAAGGGUCGAUAGACGAGCAGAUGGACAUAUUGUCGAGCAUGGAUGAGGGUGUCGAGGAAGAGUACAGGAGCGUGAGCGCGAGCGCCUCGCCAGUGCCAGUGCAGGGUGAGUGGAAGCCGAGACGGACGCCGUCCUUCGCGCAGAAGGCUAGCUGGUUACAACCAACCGUCGAGGACCACGAGGACACGCCGCCCCUGACUGCAAGACCAAGCCCCAGGAAUGCGACGGGCAAGGUGCCGGAGGUGUGGCUGGAGGAGAAGCUGCCGAAGUUGCGGGAGAUGGAGAAUGCAGCGAAUAGAAAAUUGACUCGGCCAAGUUUGACGAGCCAUCCAAGUCUGACGAGUCAAAACCGGUACACUCCAAGAAAAGUUUCUGAAGAAGAUGUUGAAGACUUGAGCUCCCAGAUCAGGAGGUUACAGGGCGAGAUAGACAGGCAACACAAAGACUUCACAACCCAGAUUGUCACUCUCGAGUCCCAACUCCAAAGGACCCGCCACGAACGCGAUGAAGCGCAUGCGAACGAGCAACGGCGCGUUCGGGACCUCAACACUCAGUACAACGAUCGCACGAAAGAUCUGGAGGAGCACUGGCAGCGACGGCUCGCCACGGCGCAGGAACACUACGAGCACGAUGUGCAGGAGCAGAAAGCGUCUUUUGCCCUCGUCAAAUCCAGCUUCGACUCGCGACUCGCGGCCACCGAGAGCGGCCUACAGGCGCAGCUAGCUCGCAAGGAGGCCGAGCUUGACGCUGUCAAGGAGGCGAGCAAGCAGGAACUCGAGCAGCAACGCGCCGGUCACGAUGCCAGGGUCGCGACGCUCGAAGACCGCAUCAACGAGCUCCGGUCACAGCAGCAACGAGCCCAAGAGAGCACCUCGGCCGACACCCCCCCGUCCCCAGCGAUCGAACAGGCCCUCGCCCGGCAGAAAGCCGAAUCGGACGCCCGCAUCGCCGAGCUCGAGGCCCGACUCCGCACGACGCAGUCCCAGCUCGAAGCGACGCGCACGCCCUCCUCCCCCACAGCCGCCUCCCCAUCAUCCAACGCGGCCCAUCUCGCCAACGAGCGGCGCAGGCAGACGGGCGACGACGACGCGCUCCUCGCGCGGUCGAAGCGGCAGGUCGAAGACCUGCAGGCCAACCAGCAGCUGCUGCAGAGCCAGCUCGCGAUGGCGCGGCGCGACGCGGACGAGCUGCGGCGCGACGCGGACGCGGCGCGCGAGGGCGCGCGCGUGCUGCGCCAGGAGCUGGCUCGGGCGCAGGACCUGCUGGAGGACAAGGGCCGGCGGCUGGAGGAGGCGGCGGCGGCGCGGGAGAAGCGCGAGGCGGACGUGGAGACGGCGGCGGAGCGGGCGAGGCGCGAUGCGGAGAGGAUGCUGCGGGAGCGGGUCCGCGCGGCGGAGCUGAAGGCCGCCGAGAAGGAGAAGGAGGUGGGCGAGAUGCGGAGGAAGGCGGAGGCGGCGGUGCGGAAGGCCCAGACCAUGCUCAGCGGGGAGCGGGUCGAGAAGGCGGGGUUGAAAAGGGCGUUGGAGGAGUUGAAGGCGGAGGUGGAGGCGUUGAGGGGCCAGGUCGAGGAGCGGAGAGGGGGGGCUGCUGCUGCUCCUGCUGCUGCUGCUGCUGCUGCUCCUGCUGCGUCCUCGUCUUCGCCGAAUCACCACGCUCCAGACGCUGCCGGGGACCUGACGAACCGGUCUUCCCCCUCUCCUCACGACGACGACACUUCCCCUCGCUCGUCCCAACUCGAGCUUCUGCGACGCGCCCUGCGCGACGCGACCACGACGACGAAAGAGGCACGGGAAGAGGCGCGGCGGGCGCGCGAGGAGUCGGCGACCCUGAAGGAAGAUUUUGCAGAGGUCAACCGCGCUAUGGACGAGCGCGUGGUGCGGCUCGUGCGCGAGAGGGAGAAGGAGUGGCGCGGCAAGGUCGAGGCGCUGACGGCGGAGAAGAGGGCCCUGGGACGCGCGCUCCUGCACGAGUGGGGCAGGGAAGAGGUGGGCGAGAGCGAGCCGCAGGUGUAUCGGUACAAGUUUGCGGGGAGCAAGGAGGGCGGCGGGGAAAGGAAGGGGAGGGGGAAGGUGUGA